AUUUUCCUCAUCACUUUUAUAAGCUUACAUUUUCAAAUUAGUUUUUAAUUAUAAAAAUUUCAUGCAAGUCCCAACUAAAACAAAAACGAAAUAGUUCUAUUAGUAAAUUUUCGAAGUGCAAGGGAGGUGAAUUUCUUUUUCACUUUCAAGAACUCUUUUUUCAAUUGAAUUUCAAUUUAGGUUGGAAAUAUACCCAGUAUUUCCGAUUCUAAUUCUGAAUUCAGCCCUCAAUAGGUUUUGGAGUUGAGACUUGAGAACUUCCAAUUCCAAAGUCCAAACGAUUUGACAAUCAAAUCAUUUUCUAUUCCGUCCGUUGUCGUAAUUGCUGGCGCCGAUGGCUACGUCGGGGCGGCGUCUUUCAUGAUCGAUUGAGGUGACAAAGAUUGGUCCUGAUCGGGGCAGGAGGAUCCAUUUGAGCUUUUGGGAGUUCUCUAACUUCAGGUAAUUCAUCGGAAAAGUGAAUUAUUAUCGUAAUAGUCGUAGUUCUUUGACCUUAAAAAUAGCAUUUCAUCAACAGUUUUGUAUAUCAAAAUGAAAUGAGGUACUAGAUGAUUAUGCGUCUUUCAAUAAAAUUAGCAUUUGAUCAACAACUUAGCGUAUGAAAUCCCAAGUGUGCUUCAUAUUUGAAGAUUCUGCUCCUGAGAUUCAUACAUAUGGUCCCAUCCAACUAGAGUCGGUUUUAGGUCAAAGAUAACGAGCCAUAACAUUAGGUACAGGAAAAGAUGGUUUCGCCAUGGUUAAUGGUAAUGUGCAAUGCUUUUGCUCAUGUUUAUAUUCCGCAGAUAAACGUCAUAUUCAAAGUUCACUUUCUGGCAUCCAAAUAAUUUUUACCAGUUAGCCUAAUAUUUUCUAUAUGAUUUGGAAUAGGCGAAUAGCAUUAUAAUGCUGAACACCAAACAUAAAUAGAGUAUCAUCGCAAGCACAUGCACCUUGGAUUGUGGCUGUGGACAUAAUAUGUGGCAGUUAAUCUAGGAUCUAGAUAGCAAUGUUCUUGUACUCCUCCAGUAGUUUCUUUCAGUUUGCUGGAAGUGUGGCUGCAGUGGAGUUGUACCUCCUGCUAACUUUACUUCAUAAGCUUGACUUUCUAAAUUCUCAAAUUUACCAAGAAAUCUUCACAUCCGGUAAUGCAAUUUCCAAUUCGGUUCAAACAUGCAACGUGAAUACUGAAUAGCAAAUCUAAGUACCGUUAUUUGCCAUUAUGUUCUGAACACUACUCUCAAUGCAAUUCUUCUACAUUUAUUGUAUUUUGGUGGUUUGUGUUUUAGCUUGGUCUAGGUUUUAAAUCUUAUAUAUAUCCUUUUGAUGCAUACAUUUCUAAGGGAAAUCUCAUGGAAGUUGUGAAAACUCUUAUAUGUAUCGAUGCGUAUAUUGACUGCUGUGUUGCCUAGACUUUUAUGUAUUUGUUCCAUUCCAGAUCAUCUUGAUAAGCCUUGUUGUCUGAACUUGUCAUCCCUCCACUUUUUUGUAUAUUUAUGAAUUGCAGCAGCACUUACUCUCAAUUCUUCUUCACUCCAUCCCCUUCUUUUCUCUUUGAUAGCUGUACAUGGGGAAAGAGAAACGAUACUUCACUUGGACCACAGAAAUGGAUAAAGUUCUUGGGGCUUGCUUAAAAGAAGAAUUGAAUAAAGGAAACAGAUUGGAUGGCAAAUGUGCAUGGAAACCUACAUCUUGGACUGCUGCUAUGAAUACUCUUUUGAGGCAACUCAAUGUUAGGAUCGAGAAGAAGCACCUCACGUCUCGUUUGAAGACAUGGCAUAAACACUAUGAGAUCUUGCAUCCUUUACUGGUUUCGUGCGCUUUUAAUUCCGCAAUUAUAUGGGAUCACUCAAAUGGGAGAAUUAAAGUUAAUGAUGAAAAUGUGUGGAAUGAACAAUUAGAGGCCAAUCCAAAGCUUGCACCCUAUAGGAAAAAAAUUGUGAUUGAGAAUUGGGAUGAUAUAUGUAUUCUCUUCUCCAAAGCUUUUGUUACUGGACAAUGUGGAAACCUCACUAGAGAGACAAACAAAGAGAAAGAACUUGGAUCUUCCAAAGAAGAAGAGUCAUUUGGGACUAAUGAGAGAACAGUGGAGAAGGAUGAUUUAGGGAGCACUCCGUUGGAUGGACAAAAACGCUGGUUGAAUGCAUCAUCUUCAUCUGGUUCUCAAGAUUCGAAGAGGAGACUCACAACCUCACAAACAAUGGCUGAUGUGUUGGGCAGGAUGGCUGAUUCGCUCAAUAGAUUCGUGAUGGCAAAAACAAAAAAAGCUACUACCCAAGAAGUUCUAAGAGAAUUGCAAAAAGUCGACUUGACCCGCACACAAAUGUUGACGGUGCUGGAUAUGAUGAUGCAUGACCAAAUACUAUUUGAUACCUUUGUUGGUUUGCCAAGUGACCUGCGACAGCCAUGGAUCUUGAUGCAACUUACAAAGUGAUCAAUGUAUUUUCUUGUUCUUUCUAGUCUUUCUAUUACAUGAAAGUUUCGGAUUGGAUUAACGGUCUGCAACAUGGGGUACUCAUUGUUAUCUUUUUGAUGAAUCAAUCAUAGGAUUAGAUCUUUCGGCUUGCUGAAUUUGUUAGAUUGGCGCAGGUAGAAAUUUGGUUUUCGAUUAGUUAUAUAGAUGUUGUGUCUGGCGUUUUGGUGUUUGAUUCGAAUUUCAAGUACCAUUUCAUCGUAGUAAUUGUUCAAUAUCAACACUCCUUGCUGUGUCAGCUAUUUGUUGAAAAUUUACAAUAGCUUUUACGGCUAGUAUCAGGAUGGUGUUAAAACAAUAUAAUUAGUAUACAUGUCAAAACAUAUUUAAAAUUUUCAUUUGUGAUGAAC
Messenger RNA from Oldenlandia corymbosa var. corymbosa, 2799 nucleotides. NCBI's taxonomy places the organism in Eukaryota, Viridiplantae, Streptophyta, Magnoliopsida, Gentianales, Rubiaceae. The record is from the annotation of a GenBank genome assembly.